This is a messenger RNA of Anopheles cruzii, 3188 nucleotides long. RefSeq names its product poly [ADP-ribose] polymerase (gene Parp1). The coding region runs from base 1 to 3000 and encodes 999 amino acids. NCBI's taxonomy places the organism in Eukaryota, Metazoa, Arthropoda, Insecta, Diptera, Culicidae. Gene Ontology annotation, molecular function: NAD binding; NAD+ poly-ADP-ribosyltransferase activity; DNA binding. The record is from RefSeq and is a predicted model, not a curated record. The transcript is spliced from 4 exons. Gene Ontology annotation, cellular component: nucleus.
AUGGACGUCGAUCAGCUGCCGUUUCUGGCAGAAUACUCCAAGAGCAACCGAGCAUCGUGCCGGCUUUGCAAGUCAAAGAUCGCCAAGGAUGUGGUCCGGCUUGCAGCUAUGGUACAGUCGCCGGUGUACGACGGAAAGGUGGCGCAAUGGUACCACGAGGAUUGUUUCUUCAAGAAACAGCGACCCACCACCGAGGGCGACAUUGCGCACUUCGAAGCGCUCCGGUACGAGGACCAGAAGAAGCUGCGCGAAAAAAUCGCGGCACUCGGCAGUGGUGUGGUGGCUGCACCGAAAGGCAAAGGGAAAAAACGUUCGGCCGCCGAGGGUCUGGCUUUGAAGGACUUUGGUGUUGAGUAUGCCGCUUCCGGGCGGGCCGUUUGUCGCGGAUGCGAGCUGAAAAUCAUAAAAGACGAGGUGCGCAUCAAGAAGGUGGUCUACGACACGGAGGUGGGUAUGAAGUACGGUGGCCAACCGUUGUGGCACCAUGCCGAGUGCUUUGCCAAACUACGUGACGAACUGGGGUACUUCGAGAAGGCCGAAGCGUUGCCGGGUUACAAGUCGAUGAAGAAAGAUGAUCAGGCCACGCUGAAGAAGCUUCUGCCGGCCAUCAAGGCUGAAGACGUGCCCUCUAAGAAGGUAAAAGAUGAAGUAAAGGACGAAGUGGACAAGGCAGCCGAAGAGGCGAACGAAAAGCGGAGGGCCGAGCAGCAGAAAGCGUUCUACAAAAUACGCGACAAGCUAAAGGAUCUGGGUGUGAAGAAGUCGGAGUUGAUUGAAAUCCUCGAGUGCAACAAACAGGACGUGCCGGAGGGGAACGAUCCGGUAUUGGAUCGUGUUUGCGACAUCAUUACGUUCGGUGCCCUGGAACGAUGCAAAACGUGCGGUGGACAGUACGUGUUUCAAAAGUCAGCUUACGUCUGCUGCGGCAACUUGACCGAGUGGACCAAGUGUAUGCACUCGGAGGUAGCACCGGCCCGGAAGAAAACCAAAAUACCGACCGACAUCAAGGCGGAGUACUCAUUCCUGAAGUCCUACAAAUCAACCGUCAGCGAUCGAGUGAUCCACUACGUGCCGCCGAGCACCGGCACGGUGGCGAACAAGGUCAAGAAGGAAGAGGACCAGCCGGCGGAACCGAAGGUACAUCGCGAGAAGCCGCCGCUGUACAAUCUGGAGUUUGUGAUCCUCGGCAAAACGGCCACACCGAAGGAUCAGCUCAAGCUUCAGAUACAGAAGCUCGGUGGCAAGGUGGUGACGAAAAUUGCGAGCCACACGGCGGCCAUCAUUUCGACGCCGGAAGAGGUUGAGCGUAUGAAUAAGCGGAUGGAGGAAGCCAAGGAGAUGGAGAUUCAGGUGGUGCCCGAAGACUUCCUCGAGGACGCCAAAACGGGCAGCGCCCUGUCGUUCAUCACCAGUCGUGCCAUCUGUGACUGGGGCUCGGAUCCGCUGACGCGCAUUCCGAGCGACGAGGAAAUUCGCUCCCGAUCACAGAAGAGUAUCUACGAAAAGUCGGUCCCCGCCACAGUGAAGCUACAGAUGAAAAGUGGGCUGGUAGUGGAUCCGGCCUCGGGGCUUGCUGACAGGGCGCACGUGUACCGGGAGGGCAAAAUCAUCUACAACUGCGUGCUGAACAAGGUUGACAUCCAGCAGGGCAAGAAUUCGUUCUACAAACUGCAGCUACUCCAAGACGACCGGCAGUACAAAUUUUGGUUGUUCCGAGCCUGGGGUCGCAUCGGUACGACGAUCGGUGGUACAAAGGUGCAAGAAUUCUCGAACGAGCUGGAUGCCAUCGGUGAAUUCGCGGAACAGUUUGAAGAAAAGACUGGCAACGAAUGGGAGCGCCACAACUCGCGAUACCACAAAAUGCCGGGUAUGUUCUACCCGAUCGAGAUCGAUUACAGUGAGACGAAGAUGAAGCGGCUGGCGGAGAAGAGUACGAUCCCGGCCAAGAUCGCACCGGCGGUGCAGGAUCUAAUCCGCAUGCUGUUCGACGUGGACGCCAUGAACCGUGUGCUGCUCGAGUUCGAGCUGGACAUGGAGAAGAUGCCGCUGGGCAAACUGUCCCAGCGACAGCUUCAGUCCGCCAUGAAGGUGCUCUCGGAACUGUCCGAUCUGAUCACCGGCAGCGGAUCGAACGCGCAGUUCAUCGACGCCUCGAAUCGCUUCUAUUCGUUCAUUCCGCACAACUUUGGUGUUUCCGCGCCGAAGGUGCUGGACACCCUCGAGCAAGUAAACAGCAAACAGGCCAUGCUGGAGAGUUUGAUCGAGAUCGAGGUGGCGUACUCGUUGCUCAACACGGACACGGGCAAGUCGGGCGGAGAAAAGAACCCACUGGACGUCCACUACGAGCAGCUGAAGACGGAACUCGUCCCGAUGGACCGUAACACCGAAGAGUUUGCGCUACUGGAGCAGUACGUGCGCAACACGCACGCCGCCACGCACUCGUCGUACGAACUGGAGGUUCAAGAAAUUUUCCGCGUCAAGCGCAAGGGCGAGGAGCGGCGCUACCAAGCGUUCCGCAAGCUGCACAACCGCAAGCUCCUGUGGCACGGUUCGCGGCUGACCAACUUUGUUGGCAUUCUGACGCACGGUUUGAAGAUCGCUCCACCGGAGGCACCGGUCACUGGGUACAUGUUUGGUAAGGGUAUCUACUUUGCGGAUAUGGUGUCGAAAUCCGCCAACUACUGUUGCACCAAUCCGAAGGACUCGACCGGAUUGAUGCUUCUGUGCGAAGUGGCCCUGGGCAACAUGCAGGAGUUUAAGGGGGCCCACUACGUGAACAAGCUUCCGAACGAUAAGCACAGCGUGAAGGGUGUCGGAAGAACGCAGCCCGAUGCGAAAGAGUCGCACGUUCGGGCCGACGGAGUCGAGAUUCCGCUCGGCAAGGGUGUCACGGACGACAAGGUCGGCAGCUCGUUGCUGUACAACGAGUACAUCGUGUACGACGUAUCGCAGGUCAACUGCCAGUACCUGUUCAAGAUGAACUUCAAGUACAAGUACUAAGGAACGCAUUUUCUAACGUUGGUUGGUCGCUGGCCAAACAGCCAGCCAUUUGUUGAAACGCCCGACACGACCUCACCGACAUCACCAGCUUAACAAUACGGCUUAAUUCCUAGGUGUUGUCAUGCUUUUUUUUCUAGUUACCCGAACCUAUAUUGCCAACUUUUGUAGUGGCCAAGUAACAGCUAUUA